Molecule: messenger RNA, 1422 nt
Organism: Erigeron canadensis
Lineage: Eukaryota; Viridiplantae; Streptophyta; Magnoliopsida; Asterales; Asteraceae
Product: la-related protein 6C
Biological process (GO): RNA processing
Cellular component (GO): nucleus
Molecular function (GO): mRNA binding
Source: RefSeq, a predicted model, not a curated record
AUCAAUAAGAGGGAAAAAAUAAACUAUAAUGGCACAGGCACGCCCUGAAGAAAAAUUACAGGAAAAACUCGAGACAACGAGAAGGGAAGAAAAGAGGGAAGUUUCGAGCCCAGCUUCUUUUAAAUUCAAUGCACAGGCACCCGAAUUUGUGCCAAGUUCACGUACACAAUCUCCAGUUUCGGGUUACUUUUAUCCGUAUUUCAAUUAUGUGGGAAUGGGUGGGAGUGAUGGAAGUGGACCGGGUGAUUGGAUUUACGCGAGUGCAAGUGAUCAAGAUCAGCAAAUGCACAUUUUUACAAGCCCGAAUGUUCUGGUCACCAACUACGCCAAGAAUGUGAAUGUCCUCACUGAAGAUCUUCAACAAAAAAUCAUCAAACAGGUGGAAUAUCAGUUUAGUGGCCUGAGCCUGCUUGCAAAUGAGACCUUAGUGAAACACAUUAGUAAGGAGCCAGAAGGCUAUGUUCCGAUAUCUGUUAUUGCAUCUAUGAAGAAAAUCAAAUCCUGCAUCAAUAAUAACCAUUUACUCGCUCAAGCUCUCCGUUCCUCUUCAAAGUUGGUUGUAAGCAGCGAUGGGAAAAAAGUUAGGCGUAAAUACCCAUUUACAGAGAAAGAUAAAGAAGAAUUGCAGUCACGUACCGUUGUUGCUGAGAAUCUUCCCGAAGAUCAUUCCCAUCAAAAUCUUGAGAAAAUUUUUAACGUGGUUGGAAGUGUUAAAGCCAUCCGUAUCUGUCAUCCCCCGGAGCCCAGUUCAUCUCAUUCGAAGGGGGAUUAUGUUUUCAGUAAUAAGGUAUAACAAACUCACUCUUUAGUUCUUCGGUUCAUUAUCUCAUCAUGUUUAUUAAUAUUAUCUUUAUGGUUUUUUGGUUUUAUUUUGAAGCUGCAUGCUCUUGUGGAGUAUGAAACUACUGAAAUAGCAGAGAAAGCAGUUGACAAAUUAAAUGAUGAAAGAAACUGGAGAAAAGGAUUUCGUGUUAGGUUGCUGCUUCGACGUUCACCAAAGUCAAUUCUGAAGACCAGAAAAUCGGAUUUUGAUGGUCUUCUUGAUGACGAUGAUGACUUUGACUUGUCCGAAGAGUCUUCUCAGCCUAAUAGUGCAACUUCAGAUCCAGGUCUUGAGAAUAAUGGUGGGGAGAGUUCAAAUAAGGGAUGGGCUAGAGGACGUGGGAAAUCUAAGUCACGAACCCCGACUCACAGCAACCGUGGACUACUAGUGCAGUCUCCACAAUCGAGUGAAGCAUCCCCAACAAAACAGAGUCCUAAAGGACCAAGAAUGCCAGAUGGAACCAGGGGUUUUACAAUGGGAAGAGGGAAGCCUAUUUUAAGCGGCAUACCAUAAGGUUCUCAAACUAUGUGAAUUCAAGUAAUAUUAUAUAACUAGCAGCUAGUUCAUCAAACAAAUAUCCAUGAGUGUUCAAUUUCGUU